GGGGCGGCGGCGGCGGGCGCCGCAGGCGAUGCCCCUGCCUGGCUGCUCCGGCGGGGGGCGGUGCGAGCGGCGGCGGGGGAGCAGGCAGGGGGCGGCGGCUGCUACAGAGGGGCCGAGAGCUGGCGGCGGCGGUCGUGAAGGGCAUCGGCGGCGGCGGCGGUGAUGGCAGUGCUGAUCUGAAGAUGGAAAGAGCCAGGCGAAGGGGAGGCGGCGGCGGCGGCGGCCGUGGCCGCGGCGGCAAGAAUGUAGGGGGCUCUGGCCUAAGCAAGAGUAGACUCUAUCCCCAGGCCCAGCACCCCCACUACCCCCACUACGCGGCUUCAGCCACCCCUAGUCAGGCUGGGGGCGCCGCCGAAAUCCAGGAGCUGGCCUCUAAACGAGUGGACAUCCAGAAAAAAAGGUUUUACCUAGACGUGAAGCAAAGCUCCCGGGGCCGGUUCCUAAAGAUAGCCGAAGUCUGGAUAGGGAGAGGCCGGCAAGACAAUAUCAGAAAGAGUAAACUGACCCUCUCCCUGUCUGUGGCAGCGGAGCUGAAGGACUGCCUAGGGGACUUCAUCGAGCACUAUGCCCACCUGGGCCUGAAAGGCCACCGACAAGAGCAUGGUCACGGCAAAGAGCAAAGCUCCAGGAGGAGACAGAAGCACUCAGCACCCUCCCCACCAGUCUCUGUAGGGUCCGAAGAGCAUCCUCACAGUGUCCUCAAGACAGACUACAUAGAGAGGGACAAUAGGAAAUAUUAUCUAGACCUAAAGGAAAAUCAGAGGGGUCGCUUCCUAAGGAUUAGACAAACCAUGAUGCGGGGCACUGGCAUGAUAGGUUAUUUUGGCCACACUUUGGGCCAAGAACAGACUAUUGUCCUCCCAGCACAAGGGAUGAUUGAGUUUCGAGAUGCCUUGGUUCAGCUCAUUGAAGACUAUGGCGAAGGGGACAUAGAAGACCGCAGAGGUGGAGACGAUGACCCAGUGGAACUCCCAGAGGGGACUUCUUUCAGAGUGGACAAUAAAAGGUUCUACUUUGAUGUGGGCUCUAAUAAAUAUGGAAUUUUCCUGAAGGUAAGUGAGGUGAGGCCACCUUACCGUAAUACUAUUACUGUUCCAUUCAAAGCUUGGACAAGGUUUGGGGAGAAUUUUAUCAAGUAUGAAGAAGAGAUGAGGAAAAUUUGCAACAGCCAUAAAGAAAAGAGGAUGGAUGGCAGAAGGGCCAGUGGUGAAGAACAAGAAUGCCUCGACUAGAAUGAAAUUGAACUCCAUCAGGCAAAAAUUAUAAUCCUAAAUUGGCUAAAAGUACUGAUCCAUACUCAUUCGAAGAAGUUUUUCCUCUUUUUUGGCCCUUUGUUAUUAGUAAUACCUCUAGUAGUUUAUACUUCAAGGAGUCUGAUUCUCACGUUAUGUUAUCCAUAGAACGCUAUUAUUCUUAUGAGAAUUCCAUCCUUCCCAGAGCUAAAUAGUUUAGCUGCUUCAGCUGCUCCAGACUAUUGAAGUAUGCAAAUCAGCACAAAGUGUGACAUUCUGACCUUUUAAAUACAUGACUAAAAUUUACAUUGCACUAUGACAUAAACCUGAAAAAAGAUACAUAUAGGUAAUACAAAAGUGUGAAUUUCUGUUUAACAGGUUCUCCCCGCCCCCAAAAAAGUAUUACAUUCCUACUUCAUUAAAAGCUGCUAGGCUUACCUGUAGGACAGUUACCACAGAAACAGAAAUUGACUUCUAUCAUAAAUAUAUUUAUUUAUAAAAGUACAAGUAGAAAUGUCUUAAUUGUCCAUUGGACAACCAAAUAUUAAACAAUACCAUUAAGAAAUCAAAUCUUAGAAUUACUAUAGUAAUCCAUAAUUUCAAAUUUUGUGGUAACACUACAGUUUAUAAUUGCCAUAUCAACACCAUGAGAGAAUUUUCAUUGGCUAUUCUAAGCUAGUUACAAUCCCAUCUUCACGUCUGAUGAUUGUACCAUAUACUAUUAUUGACUUUCCAAAGUUUCAGGAAUUACUUUUAUGUCACUGUUGUGUGGGAGGCUUCAUCCUAUGGCUCUGCUAUGGAAAUGUGAUGUUUUAGCUUUUCAUGCUAAUUUGAAGGUUGUGAGAGGUUCUUUCCCAAAAUAUAUCAUGGACCCAAGGUGUUAUAUUUUAUGCUGCUGCUGUAACACUAUUUCAGAGGGGUUGGUGCACCAGUUACCUGAUAAAAAAGAUCAGUAAUAAUAUAUUUUAGUAGCAUUUUUGCAGUUGCUACCCUUAAAAUCACAGCAACGCUUCCAAUAUAAAUGUGACUUUUACGGGUCUUUCAAUUCCAGGAAAAAAAAAAUUUUUUAAAGCAUUUAGAAUAAAUAUAAAUUUUCAGCCUGGAAAAAGUAGUAUUUAAAGAUUGGUUGUAAACAUCUUUGAAAGGAAAAAUCAGGCAGUUUCCAAGGUGCUCUUUAAAAUACCUGAAAGGUUUACUUUACACAAGACUCACCCACUUACUUGUAUUAAAAAUUACUUUCCAGGAAGUGCCACAGCAAUUUUUCAACACCUAAGCAAUUUUUUAAACAGGUGGAUAUAAUGUAUAUGUGUACCAACCCACCCUGUAUCAACUGACUGAAAUUUUAUCUGUUGAGCUGCAUUUUAUUCUGGAUGAAAUUACUGUCUUUUAUCUUGGCUUUAUUCACCUCUCACACAGUAAGUCCAUAUAAUCAUGUUUAAGAGCCAGACACUGAUUUCAACCCCCAAAUAUAGCUCUCAUUGAUGAGAGCUGGCUGCAUGGAUUGAGAUCAGAAUGUAGCUCUUCUUUCACAUGCUACAAGUAAUUCCCAAUUAUUUUAACAGGUUUUUUCCUCUGUAGGUUUGUCCCCAAAUACCUUCAAGUAAAGUCACUAAGAAAACUCUAUGAUAGGAAUUAAGAAAAUUAAUUUCACAGAUUUUACUUAAAAAGAAGCAAUCAGUAACCCAGACUUACAUGCUAGUGUUGGCCUGCAGAUUAUAUUUCUGGUUUCCUCAAGUAGUAUGAAGGAAUCUCACUAGUUCAUUAUAAUUGCGGACCAUCUGGAUCACUGUGGAAUAACUGAAGGUUAGAAGAUGAUGUUAGUACUAGAGUUAAUAGCACAUGGUGGGUGUUGAGACUCUAAAAGUAGCAAAGAUCUUUAAACAGUCCUAACUGUAAAAUGACUAUUCUGGGCUUGAUAAAAAGUAGCUUUGGGGUAUAUGAAGGCGUGGUGUGCACUUGAAUUACUGUACUACUGAUUGUUUUUGCUGCCCAUCAUAGUGCCUAUUAAUAAUCAACCUGUCAGAUUUGGGCAAACGAGCUGUGAAUAUUCCAGUAUUUGAGUGUUCCUAUCACUAUUACUGUGACUGUAUGCUCUCUCUUAAAACCUUCCCUUCUAAAAUAUUUAUAUCCGUUAAGUCUAAAUGAUUUCCUUUUUGGUUUUCGGUCUGGUAAGCUUUGAGUGUGUGUGUCUAUAUAUGUAUAUACACAUACACAUAUACGUGUAUAUAUGUGUGUUAUAUAUAUACAUACACACAGUCCUAUGUCAGACUUAAAGAUAAAUGUCUUUAACCAUUGUAUAUAAAUAUUAGUUUAAUUUUGCAUUAAUAAUUUACAUAAAAACUUAGGCAUCCAGUUUCUACAUUGUGGGUAUACUUCAAAGUUUUUACAAUCGCAAAGCUACAGAUUGGAUAGAGGCAUAUAUACCGCCAAUUGAAUAUAGUUUAGAAUCAUUAAGCCUUCUGCCAGUCUGUUUCAUUUUUUUUCAAAGGUAAUGUUAAUUGAAAAAUGAAAUGAUGCUAUGACUUUUGGAUACUUAAAAUUUCCAAUCAUUCAUUAGCCAUAAUCAAAUAAGAUCCAGUCCAAAACUUUGGUAUUAGGACAUGUAUUGCCAUGUAUCUUAUAAAAUAAGCUACUAUUCUUAUCUGUGCAAUAUACAUUUUAUUUAUUGUCAUUUGUACCAUAAAUGGAGCUGCAAGUGUACAUGGUAUUCAGAAUAAUAGAAUCUCUGCCUUGAAGACCUAAAUCUCUUAAGGCAACUGGAUGUUAGAAGUCAAAAAGUGAGCAUUAAAGUUAGUAACCAAAAUUACUAGUUCACUGUAUAAUCCUAAAACACUGAUGAUAUUUGCACAUAAUACUCUAAGCAUAAUGUGGUACAGACUCAAAACUGUAAUAAUAUAAGCUGAUAGUAUGAAAUUUGGAAACGGGUUCCUCAUAGUAGUUGGCAGUGUGCUCCUACCAAGUGAGAGCAACAAUAAUCUGUUGCUUAUAUGCAAAAGAUGCAAUGUAUUAUAAAGUAUUAAACUUCUGCCACAUUUUAUAAUUUUCCUUGUUAAAGCCCCAAACUGCCAUGUCCCUUAAACUUGAGUCAAACACAAGCUUAUUUGCACUAAAGAGCAUGGCCAAAAAAAUAAAUGACAGGGUGGAAAAGCUAGUUGGAACCUCUUGAAAUAAUUGGUUCUAAUGGGAGAAUUUCACAUUUGUCUAUUUGAAAGCUAUAUGGUCCAGGCAGACAAUCUGUCAGUUCACUAAUUUAAUAAUGCACUUUACCUUUUGUAUAUAAAAGAUGUACAUUUAUGCCACUUGACUGGUGGGAUGUGUUUCAAUAACUAUGUAGUUAGAAUCUGUAGGGUGAUCUCUUGCAUGCAUAUAUUUGUGUUGGAACUGCUGUAGUAACAAGUUUCCAUUAAAUCAGUGUAAUGGAGAUGGGUAGAAGAUGCUUCUGAAAAAAAAUCCCAAUACAUUUAAGAAAUAAUUUUAAAGUAGUGUUCAUAUUUGUAUUCUUAAGGAUUAGAGUCAAUUUAAAAAACUAUUUCUAGCCCAGAUUAGUAUUACAGUUGAGAUUAUAUCUAAUUGACACUCCCCAUAAUACCCUGAAAAUGAAUUUUGGGAAUUUGUGCAGACAAAAAAAUUUUAAUGGUUCUGUGUCAUUGUUUAAAUUGUGUGUUUAAAUUACAAAUGAAAAGAAAGCCCAUGAUACUAUGUUAGAAUUAAAAAUAUGGUUGGCUGAUUUGGCAUCAUUAAGAAAAUACCCAAACUAAAGAAAGAAAAUUCAAAUUGAGGAAAUGCUAAGAGCCUUAGAACAAUUGCUAAAACAAAUAUGGUAUUAUUUCAAAUUUUGUAGAACUAACUUUGAUCAACCAAGAAGGGUAUUAGGGGACUUACUGUAUCCUUCCCAUCCUAAAAACUUCCUAAUAUGUACAUUUGAAAACUAAAUAAUUGUUGCUUAAUAAUAGGCUGUAUGUACUUUACUAAGAAACACUGUGUACUAACAAUUCAUCAAGAGUAUACUAUAUUUACUGCAUUCAUUUUAUAUCUGUGGAUAAGAAUACAUUAUAUAGUGAGCCUAUCUUAAUAUGAUCAUGUAUUUAUAUUGUAAUUUUGCAAAUAUUUUCAGUAAAAUAAACAUUUAUUUAAGCUGCACAAUUUGAAGAGGAUGAAAUUGAAAUACACCUUCAGCACUCAGUUUGAAUAAGCAGCUACCUUUGAAAGCGGACAUGUGUACUAUCAUUCCUUUAGAUUUUGUUUUAUGGUUUAACAUUUAAGUUAAUAGGACUUAGUUGGAAAAUUGAAGUACUAUUUUGAAAAUAAUUUUUUCUUGAGUUUUUCUCCUACUUAUUUCGAAAUGUCUUUCAUUGGAGCUAUUUAUAAAAUCUUAGCCCAAGCUUUAUGUAAGAGCUUUGCUUAGUCACCACGUAGUUUGAAGUCUGUCUUUUACCAAAACACCAAACAUCUUUGGCAGGGUAAAUCUAAAGUAAACCACAAAAAGAAGUAAAAAUUGAUUCUAUGCCAAGAGAAUAAUACAGGUGUAAUAGUUAUCACUGCCAAAUAAUAAUCUUAAAUCUUUCUGAAGUUUCCUUAAAGAUUUCUCGAAUUGUAGAGAAAUGGUGGCUCAUGGCUAGCCCAUCAGAGGAAGAGAGUAAGGCUAUUAGCAUGCCACUGAGACAACCCGUAGUCCACAGUGCUGUAGCAAUGAGGUACAAGGACAACGUGUUUUUCCCAUUUUCAUGUCUUGUGAAAAUCAAGUUUUUAGAUCCUAAUUACUCUGUCACACCCAAAUUUAUGUACAAAAAAUUUAUAUGUUAGUAUAUGUUCCUGUAUAAUGUUAAAAAGUUAAUUCUUUUCUUAAUUUGCACGAUUUUAAGUAAUUUAAAUUUAUUUUAGUAGUGGGUUUUUAAUCACUAUUUUUGAAUAGGAAAAACAUUCAUGUAGUACAAAAUUUAAAUGCACCAGAUGGGAAGACAGUGAAAAGUAGCUGCUAGUGUUACCAGUUUCCUGUGUAUCCUACAGUUACUCUGCAUAUACAAACAUUUGUGUAUAUAAAUACAUUUUUAAACAUGCAAUUGAAAACGUAUAUACACUCUGUUGUACCCAGGAGUGUCAAUUUUAGAUCUGUCAUUAGAAGUGAUUUUUUCCUCUUAGAUACCAUACUUGAUCUAGUUAACAUAGAUAUUAAUUUAAACUAUUUAUAACACCAAAAGAACCUCAAGGAAAGUUUGAAUGAAUCCCUUUGUAAUUUACUGAAAAUGCAAAUAUGUGUAUAUAUCAAUUUUAAAUGUAUAAUCAGUUUCUCUUCCCUGUUCCUGACAGCUUUGCCCUCCUAUCUUCCCCUCUCCCUUCCCUCCAAAAAUUAUUGGUCUUUUUCUUGAAGUAAUACAGUUCAGGAUGUUAAAUUAUUUAACCAAGUGUUAUUUUAGAUUAACUCUGUCUUCUAAUGAAGAACACUCAUAUUUAAAAGCUUUAACAAACUAUCACUUUCAGUAGGUAUUUACUAAUUUCAUUACUAUUAUUUUUAUCCAAAGACCUUGCCAUUAUAAAACCAAAUCAUUACUAGAACCAUAGGAAAAAAGGUCAUGAUCCUAUGGAAAAUCUCUUGAUUUAUUAACAUGAGCUUUUGUAGUUAUAUUGAGAAAGAUAUAAUUAUUAAUGAAUAAUUCAUUUAGCACUUAGUCAAAUCCAAGACUAAACAAAGGGAUAACACUAGUUCUGAAUAUUUAAAGCAUCAACUCCUCAUUGAGGGAACCAGUGUCGUCGGAUUUCCUUGGGACCCAAAAGUACUUUAAUUUGCGAAGAGUAAAAACUUAGGGGCUAUGAGGUUAUAAGUACAACUCAACUAUCUCCAUUUUCUGCUGAAAGAAUAUAAAAUAGCUAAUGUAAUUGUUUAAAAAUGAAGUUUGCAUAAUUGCUAUUCCUAAACAUGUAAACAAAAGUUAAUAGUUCCUCAAUCCCUUCCCCCCCAAAAGUGAUAAUUCUCUUUCUAUUCACAACAAGGGGGCAUUUAAGGUCACUUUUUUCUAAUAACCAUCAAGAAAAAUUAUCUGAAAAAUUAAAGGUCUUACACUUGAGCCAUGAAGGACCCUAUCUAGUUAUAAAUUAAAUCAACCAAAGUAAAAGAUCCAAUUCUAUUAGAAUAUCUUAAAGAAUAUGUUUGGUUGAGAAAUCAUUUUUUAAUGGAUUGGUAUGUGUAAACUUUAUGAAAAUAUUAAAAGGCUUAAGAUGUUAAAAAUCAUUGGUUUCAACUUUAGAAUAACAUUUCUGUAAUUGACAGCAUGAUUUUCUGUUGGUAGUAUGAGAGAGGUGGCGUUAGAAAACAAGAUCCUCCUAAACAUAUAUUUUUAAGCAUAAAAGAAGAGUUUGCUUCUUUUAUUUUAGUAAUAAAUAACUCAUUAUCUUUUGCAGAAUCUGUAACAUUGGUAAAGAUCUCCAGAUAUUUACUUGUUUAAGCUAAAUAUGGUUUUAUAUGUAUUGCUCCUUGUUUAAAGGAGUCAAAAGGAAGGCAGAUUCACCUUUGAGACUGAGUUUUACUUAAAAUUUAGUCUAAAAAACAUUAAUAAUUUCCCAUCCUUUAUUGAGGAGUUUCUCAUGUUAGUGCUCUCCAAAACUUUAUUUCCAAACUUGUUCUUCUUUGGAAUAUCUCUUGUGAGAAAUUGCUUUUUCUUUUUGAGGCCAGUGGCAUCUACCAGUAAAUAAAAGCUUACAAGUAAUGAAUUGGUGCUGCUACAGUGAAGUUAGUUUGUAAUAUGAAUAUGGAAAAAAAAUACUCAUUUAAAUGAAAUUUACAUUUUCAUCUUUACUGUUGUUGACUUUUUUCUAAGUCUGUCCUUUCACUUUUACCCUUUUGUACUUAGUUUCUGUGAUAUUCUAUUCAAAGUAUUCAUUUUUCCUAGGAACUAUGAGGAGUUAAGGGAAAUUAAUCCCUAAGAAAAGUGUUCAUAGUAUUUGAAAGCUAGAGUCGCUCAAAGUGUAAAAUUGGGAGGAAGUGCUUUUGUCAGUUUUUGUCUUUAUCAGAAUAACGAUAAUAAAUUUGACUACUGUAUUAGAUCUGAUUAGAGUCAGAAUAUCUUUAUCUGAGACACCUAUAUUUAGAAAUAUUCCUUAUUGUAUUUUUCUUAGAGAAAAUGAUUCUGUAGGGUAAUAUUCUUCCUCUGGAUUUUAUUUUUUUAUUUUUGAUUUGUUGUGGAUUUGAUGAAGCUGUUGCAGAGAGAGAGAUAGCAAAUAUAAAAGAAAUAGAGAAGAGAAAGGUGGUGGCUAAUUAUUUUGCUUGCCUCUGACAAAAGAAAUAAAUCUAACGGAAAUGAGAUAAGUAAAUCAUUCUCAGAACUAAAUCCCUCUUUAUUUAACAUUUCAAAGAGCAUUUGAGGAAGAAUAAUAAGACCUAAUUCUGCCAGUGUAUGGCCUGACCCUAAGCAAAUCAUUUAACUUCUGUUGGAUGACUUCCUUAUGUGAAACAUGAAUAAGAUUGUACGAGAAGCUAGGGUUCCCUCCUACUCUAAACUUUUUAAAUUCUGUAUCAGUGAAGUGUGACAUAAACAGAUAAUACUAGAAUUGGAAACUGCAAGUAAGAGAUGCUCUCUUUAUAUUAAAAACAGUUAAUAAUAACACAGCAACCUGUGAUGAUGCCCAAAUGAACAUGCAGAAGUUUUAUAACUUGUGUGUAUCUCUUCAGUCUCACAAAAUAAAAUGUUGUUCCUAGUCCUCUUUAAAUUGUGGUAAACUAACUACAUAACUAUCCUAUGCUUUAAUUUUUAAAAAAAUUUUUAGGAGUUCCCUAAAAAUAGCAGCAGGUUAAGGAUCUGGCAUUGUCACUGCCAUGGCUCAGAUCCCUAUUGUGGUUUGGGUUCCAUCCCUGGCCCUGGAACUUCUACCUGUGGUGGGUGUGGCAAAAAAAAAAAAAAAAAAAGAAUUUUAUUAUCUAUAUGAGGGAGGUCUCAUUUUUUUAAAGUAGUAUCACUUGUUCUAAACAUACUGUAAUCAUUUUUAUAUUCCACAUGGCAAAAGAAUGUUUAAAGUUAACUUCACUUUCUGAAAUGCCAUUGUUCCUGAAAUAACCAUAAAUUACAUUGCUAAGUAAUCCACUGCAAUUGCAGUGGCCCCUGAGAAUCAAGUACUUCCUUUGACUCCUAUUUCCUUGGUCCUUUUGAACAUCCUAUGUUAUAAAUUGUGACAUUUAACAAGGAAAAUCAAGAAAACUGAACAGCAAACGGUAUGGUUCUACAGCAGAGGACCUGUAAUUAAUUCCUAGGGUGUGCAAAGAUAACAUCGCUAGUUGUUUGUUUGUUUGUUUGUUUGUUUGUUUGUUUGUUUGUUUGUUUUUAGCCUUGAGAAACUGCAGAGGUUGGUGAUUAGAGGGGAAGAGGAACAUCAUACAGGUUUUUGUCUUAGAGGCAUUUAUUUAGGUACCCAAUCCUCCACUAUGUGUGACACCACCACUGUCAGUAGAGGGGAUUAAAAAGGAGUGACACUUUUCUCCCUCAGCCUCUCUUGUGGAUGCCUUCUCCUUUAUCAAAGACCAUGUUUAAGGGCAAGCAAAGUGUGUUUUGUUAAUGGCAAAUAUAUCUCUGCACAUAAAAUUCCAUUACUAAAACAUUCAGUUUAAUAAAACAGUCUUUAGCCUGGUGAUGGUUCACACAAGCAAUCUGAUCAACAAAUUCUAUAGAGUGAAUUGGCUGUUAUGGAAGUUUUUUCCUCACUUCUUCCUCAAAAUAGCUUCAUUUUAGAUUCUUGAUUGCUUUGUCUUGGAGUUUACAGUCGAAGUGAGAUGGGAGAGAAUAAUUUAACUUAGCAAUUCUUUACCCUGCUCAUUUUGUAGAAAUAUUCCUCAGUUUCCCAUUUCAAACACUCUAAGCAAUUUUACCAAAAGGACACACCCAAGUGCCAAAAUUAAAACCCCACAAAUAAAACUAAAGAAUUAAGAGAUAAUGACUUAGAAAUAAGGAUAAGGAUAUGUACAAGACCCCUAGGUACAAAACUGUCCUUGUUAUUUGCUAAGUUACUUCAGAAACUGCUGUAAUUUUAUAUUACAUUUUAUUUUAGGUCCUUCAGACUAGCAGUAUGAUUUAUACCAAUGAUUGUCAGUUGAGAAUAUCAGUAGGGUAAACUAUUCUGAAGGUUCAGUUGAGUUCAUUAUGAAUUUUAUCUACUGCUGUUUAAUAAAUUCCCCCCAAAGGGUAAAAGCCAUGCUAUCAUCACGCAUAAAAAUAUAACUCUAAAACUGUAUCAUUCAUAAAUAACCUUCACUUUUUUUCCCCUCUCCCUUCUCUACACUGUCCCCUGUUUAAAGUAGUUAAGAACACUAAUUUCUCAAAGUUCCCCCUGUGGUGCAAUGGGAUUGGCAAUGUCAUGGGAGCACUGGGACACCGAUUCAAUCCCCGGCCCAGCACAGUGGGUUAAGCAUCCAGUAUUGCCGAAGCUGGCUUAGGUCGCAGCUGUGGCUUGGAUCAGAGCCCUGGCACAGAAACUGAGUAUAUCACGGGGUGGCCAAAAAAGAAAAAAAAAAAAAAAAAAAAA
Messenger RNA from Sus scrofa (pig), 10736 nucleotides. It is a transcript of the gene PURG, whose product is annotated as purine rich element binding protein G. Gene Ontology annotation, molecular function: purine-rich negative regulatory element binding; DNA-binding transcription factor activity, RNA polymerase II-specific; RNA polymerase II transcription regulatory region sequence-specific DNA binding. Gene Ontology annotation, cellular component: nucleus. The record is from RefSeq and is a predicted model, not a curated record. Lineage: Eukaryota; Metazoa; Chordata; Mammalia; Artiodactyla; Suidae. Gene Ontology annotation, biological process: regulation of transcription by RNA polymerase II.